Pristis pectinata (smalltooth sawfish) is the source of this 4325-nucleotide messenger RNA. It is a transcript of the gene ash2l, whose product is annotated as ash2 like, histone lysine methyltransferase complex subunit. Lineage: Eukaryota; Metazoa; Chordata; Chondrichthyes; Rhinopristiformes; Pristidae. Gene Ontology annotation, molecular function: transcription cis-regulatory region binding; protein binding. Bases 34 to 1899 code for a protein of 621 amino acids. The transcript is spliced from 18 exons. Gene Ontology annotation, cellular component: Set1C/COMPASS complex. The record is from RefSeq and is a predicted model, not a curated record.
UGGAGUUCUCGCGAGAGCGGGGCGGGCUGAAAGAUGGCGGCGGUUGGGGAGGCGGGAGCGGCGGCGGCGGCCGGAGCGGCGGAGGAGGCGCCGGCCGGGCCCCGGGCAGCUGCCGGCUGCGGCAGUGAUUCUGCAAUGGCAGAUGUAACUGUUAACAUGAAUACAGAGACGUCUGGUUGUAAAGAUAUUGAGGUACCCGCUGACAGCACUGAAGUCACUGAUAACCAGCAGACAGGGACAGUAGAGGAGGAAUCUGUGCGGCAUCUUGGUGGAGUGGAGCUCCAGUGUGGGAUCUGUGUAAAGUGGUUUUCAGCAGACACAUUUGGCCUUGAUACCACCUCAUGCCUUCCGUUCAUGACCAACUAUAUUUUUCACUGCAACCUGUGUCACCACAGUGGGAACACCUACUUCCUCCGAAAACAAGCAAACUUGAAGGAAAUGUGCCUCACGGGUCUUGCUAAUUUGACCUGGCGUUCCCGAACUCAGGACGAACAUCCCAAGACCAUGUUUUCAAAGGAUAAGGAUAUCAUACCUUUUAUCGACAAGUACUGGGAAUGUUUGACUACCCGACAGAGACCUAGCAAAAUCACUUGGCCAAACAACAUCGUGAAGACAAUGACCAAAGAGCGGGAUGUGUUUCUAGUGAAGGAGAACCCGGAUCCUGGCAGCAAAGAUCCACAGGAGGAUUACCCCAAGUUUGGAUUACUAGACCAGGAUCUUUCUAACAUUGGCCCAGCAUAUGACACACAGAAACAAGGUGGAUCCUUAACUCCAGGAAGCACCCUCAAUGGUGGACCUUCAUUUGGAGGGCAACCCAGCGGUGCAGCGGGCAGUGACGCGACUGGGGGUCGCACCCGUGACUCCACACAAGGUGGCUCUGUUGGAGGGAGUGGAAAAGGAAGAGGAGCAAAACGUAAACAGGAUGGCACUUCAGGAGGGGCUGCCAAGAGGACCCGAAGUGACCCACUGUUUGCUGCUCAGCGACUGCCCCCACAUGGCUAUCCCCUGGAACAUCCGUUCAAUAAGGAUGGAUAUCGGUAUAUCCUGGCUGAGCCUGAUCCCCAUGCACCAGACCCAGAGAAACUUGAACUAGACUGCUGGGCUGGUAAACCCAUCCCUGGGGAUCUUUACCGGGCUUGCCUCUAUGAAAAGGUUCUCCUGGCACUCCACGAUCGAGCCCCUCAGUUGAAGAUCUCAGAUGACCGGCUGACUGUGACAGGAGAGAAAGGUUACUCCAUGGUGCGAGCAUCUCAUGGAAUCCGGAAAGGAGGCUGGUACUUCGAGAUCACAGUGGAUGAAAUGCCCACAGAGACAGCUGCAAGACUUGGCUGGUCACAGCCCUUAGGCAAUCUCCAGGCACCCUUGGGCUAUGACAAGUUCAGUUACUCUUGGCGCAGUAAGAAGGGGACCAAGUUCCAUCAGUCAAUAGGCAGACACUAUUCUGAAGGCUAUGGGCAAGGAGAUGUUCUUGGGUUUUACCUCUACCUUCCUGAGGACACAGAGGCUGCCCGGGCACUGCCAGACACUUAUAAAGACAAGGCUUUGAUUAAAUUCAAGAGCUACUUGUACUUUGAGGAGAAAGAUUUUGUGGACAAAGCCGAGAAAAGUCUCAAACCAGCAGCAGGUAGCAAGAUGAUAUUUUACAAGAAUGGAGAGAAUGCGGGAACUGCCUUUGAAGAUGUGUAUGCUGGUGUGUAUCAUCCAGCAAUUUCUUUGUACAAGAACUGCACAGUGUCAAUCAACUUUGGACCAAAUUUCAAGUAUCCUCCAAAAGACAUUCCAUUCAAACCAAUCAGUGACAUGGGCUGGUAUGCUGUGGUUGAGCACACACUGGCAGAUGUCCUUUACCAUGCUGAAGGAGAGGUAGAUGGCAGGCGAAGCCCUCCGUGGGAGCCAUAACUCUCUUGUCACUAAGAAACAAACUUGAGAAUUAUUUAAUGAUGUGCUGGUCAGCUGAAGUUAAUAGAAGAGGUUCUUCAACCAAGAGCCAUCAUAUUUGGAUCAUACAUCAGUGGUACAGUUCAGGACUGUUUCGGUGUGCGUGGAUUUAGCAGAGCUGAUCCCAGUGUUAACCUUAACCAUACUGCCAGAUGUCAUUGAUCUCCAUACACAUGUAAGUUGUGAGGUAUACAGUUGUCAAUUUCAUACCUGGUGCAUUAACUCCUGUUUCCCCAAUAACCCAGUGCAAUCAUCUGGUCACAUGAUUGCUUCCGUAAGACGCAUUUCCUUUAUAUUGAGAUGGAAUCUUCAACCCUAAGUAACAAUAGAAAUGAUGGCAUAUUCUCAAUAGGUCCUGCAUUUCUGUAUUUUGGAUUGAUGACUUUGGUACUUAAACCAACUGAAGCUGCUGCUUCAUGGAAUCCUAACCAUCAAUUAACUGCUAAACUUCAGAUUGGUACUGAACCAAAAUAAAGAUAUGAAGGAAGGUUACUCAACACUUGAAGUUGGAUUCCACACUGCAGACCAUUGUUGCGCUUUGUGAAUUGUAAAUGUGUGUAGAAACUGUGCUGGAAUAAUGGGUUCACGGAAGGAGUCUCUCAGAAAUGGGUGCACAAAAUGUAGCCCUGCAUUUGGAUGUCAUUUAUCCAUUAUGGAAGCCAAAAUUGAUGUCUCUAUAUUUGUGAUUUGUGAUUAUACCACAUGUUGUUCUCUCAAUUUUGGUUGUAAGCUUUGUUCACUUUCUUUUCGCUGGUAAAUUGUGCCAGCAAUUUCUGUUUUCAGUCAUUGAUUUAUAUAUCAAACUUUUUUAAUUUGUCUCUUUCCAGUAUUAUUUUCAGCUUCUAAUGUCAUAACUUUUCCCAACUUCAACCUAAAUUAAUACUGAUAUCAAAGAUAGCCCAAACUUUCAAAUUGGUUGAUGAUUGAUAUUUAAGGAGUCAUUCCAUUUCAUUCCACACUUUGAGAAAAUUAACUUCAGCUUUGGUUGUAAUAAACAGUUCUGAUGCCACUCGCCGUUGGAAUAUGUGAACAUGCCAUUCCUCAAUUGUACUUGCAGCUUAUUUCUUGGUUUGUCUAUAUUUUUCUGCCAGUUCAUUCUGGGUACCACAGCUCGUCCUAGUGUUGUUCUAGGAGGGUGGGGAAAUAUCAACCAGUUGGAGUUGAUGGUGAUGCAAAGAAGUUGGUGGUAAUGUGUAAUACUGUUGACCCAGUGGUGGCAGUUGUAAGUGUGAAUGCUCAGAUUCAAGUGCCAUUGUGUUUUACAUUGUGUAUUUUAAUUGUAAAUAAAUCUGACUUGUAUUUUCAGUCUGUGGAGUGUCUUCCUCUGAGGAUUUGGAGAAUCUUCAUCUCACUGUUAUCAAUGGACUCUAAAUGUAUGUUUGACCAAAAUAAUGCAGAAUAGAGAGUACAUUAACACAACCACAGGUGUAUGGGGAGGAUUGCUGUGGAUAACCAUGUUUGAAUUAGCUCCAGAAUGUCCAGGCUCUAAGCCAGGGUGUCAGAAAUGGUGAGGAUCUUGGUCAUGAGAAGAGGUUGUUUGAGGUGUAUAUGCUUCAGGGGUAAAUGAUAGCCUGCUUAACGUCCAGGGAGAUGGGAAGUGGUGUGUGAAGACUGAUGAGGGAAUUGUCCACAGCUGGACAUGUUGACAGAAGGGAACAGAAUGGUUUGUGUGAUGCGGUCAUGUGAAGUAGAUGUGCACAGUGCUGAUGGAAACCAAAUCUAGAAUGAGAGCAAUACAGGUAAAUGUGGGAGAAGUAACAGAAUAGAACAAGAGAUUGCUGUGGGCUUAAUGCAAAGAAUCCUGCAAAAAGGAAGGAUAGAGCUGGUUGAGGUACAUUGCUUGAUGUGAACAGGAAGGCACUGAGUUGUAUUUCUGUUCUGUGCUCAGUCAUCUAAUCUCUGCCAUCUCUGGAGCUGGGUAUAUGUGGGGCAGAGAGGAGGCUUUCAAAGUGAAACCUUGCUGCUUAUGAUUUUUUUUUCCAAGUUCAAGCCCUUGCAGCCUGAUCACAAUGACGAAUAGUGCCGUGAGGAAAGAAAAAGGUAAAUAUUGGAAGAAUAAAUGUAAAACCUGUUGGGUAUUAAUCCAAGGUGUGCAUCAUCUCAUCUCGUGCUAUGACCACUUUGAUUAUUCUUAGCAACAAGGGCCCAGCUGAAGGUCUCCAUUGGUGGAGGAAAUGACCAAUGUGCUUUUGACUUACUUAGUCCUGCCUCCCCUCCGCCUGCCCCCAUCAUCUUGUACUGCAUCCAGUUAACCAUCUUGUAGGUCUCUGCAAUGACCCCCUCAACACCACCACAAUAAUGUUGUGAUGACUGUUAUUGUAUCUUGAUAAUGUAUCUUUGAGAAGAAAUGUCCAACUUCAUGGUGCUAGAAGUUGAAAUUUAUUUAA